This is a messenger RNA of Panicum virgatum (switchgrass), 2739 nucleotides long. RefSeq lists its product as uncharacterized. Bases 386 to 2185 code for a protein of 599 amino acids. The transcript has 14 exons. NCBI's taxonomy places the organism in Eukaryota, Viridiplantae, Streptophyta, Magnoliopsida, Poales, Poaceae. The record is from RefSeq and is a predicted model, not a curated record.
AAGCACGAUGCGCAACCCACCGGAGACACCGCCGCUCUGCCAUUGCUGCCCGAGAUCCCCUGAUUGCCGCAGCUUCCUCAAUGGCUUGCCAAUUUCACCAGACAAAACUCCAAUUCAUCCCCCACCAUCUUCUCCCUGCUGGAACCUCGCUUCGUUGCCGCUGGAGACGCCCCAAUCCUCCACCGGCGACGACGCUGGUGAAUUCCAACUGCAUCCCUGCAGUUCCCCCACCUGAGACCCCCACCCUCCACCCCCCAUGCUGGCCUGUGCAAUCCGUCUAGAGAUUCCACCGGCGUGCCUGCUAGGGUGACCCGGCGAUCCAAAUCCAAGCUAGGAGAGGGACCCUGAGGACCCGAGUAGUUGUUUACCUCCUUUUCUGAAGGAGAUGAGGCCCCCUCAGCAAAUGCAUGGGAGACUAAAAUCAUUCUCAGUAGAAACGUCACAAGGGAUUUGGUCCAUCGAUGUAAGUUCCGUCACUAGUGCUGGACGGCCACCCGCCGAUGCUGCUCGGCAGCCACAACCAUCAGCACGACCUCAACCACAAGUUCCUUGUGAUGCUAAUAUGGUGAAAACCAAGAACAUGCCUCCAACCAGGAGUGUGCACCAAUCUCACGCUGGACCUAGCACUGGCAGGGAUCUCCAUGAAAGUGAUGAUGAUGAUGAUGCCUUCAUGGAACCCCCGCCAUGGCGUCGUGUGCUCAAGAAACAAUGCACCAAUGCAAAUGUAGCAGCCAAUGCAACUGCGAAGACUACCAAGACUCUAGUAAAGUAUGCUCAUGCUCCAACAGUUCACUGCGCCCCUUCGACAUUCAACAAAUUUGUUGACAACUUGACCCUCAACCAGCGUAUAAAGAUCAUAGAGAUGGGUUUUGGUGGCCUCCUUGGUAUAUCUGCAGAGAGGAUAGGAAGCAGAGAACUAUUGAAGUUCUUGUUCGACAGGCUAGACCCCAACAGCAUGGUAAUCGAACUUGGCAAAAAUAGGGGAAUCCAUGUGACUCCCUUUGCCGUGAAGCAAGUGCUCGGCAUACUAGAUAGUGAUGAAGAUCUACCUCUACAAACAAACAACCAUGCAUCCAAGGCUCUGUCCAAACUCAAGAUUAUGUUGGGUCUUGAAGAAUCCCAUGACCUUCACGCGAGCCAUCUCCAAAAGAUCUUGAAGGAUGAUUUAGAGCUGUGCUCUAAUUUGAUUGAUGAUGAAACGGCAAUAAGAUUUUUCUUUAUCAUUGCUUCUAACAAGCUCCUGUUUCCUAGCAUAGAUAACAACAUCAGAUGCAAGGAUAUUUACCUGACUAGGGACUUGUCUCGUUUAUCGGAUAUGAACUGGUGCAAGGCGGUUGUGGAUGACCUUAGACAUGCUGCUCAUGCAUAUCAUAUUGACAAGACAAAGAAAGGGACACCAUCGCUCCCUGGAUGUGCUAUAUUAUUGAUUAUCGAACACAUGAACACUCCUCGUGCAAAGUACUUCGAUCAAAAUGUUAUACAAAAGAUCACUUCUGCUGAUAGGACCAAGGACCAACAAGGGAAGGCUACGUUUGGGCUAUUACUGCUUAAGAGUAGCAACAAUACUUGCUACUAUACGAGCCAUCACCCAUUUUCAGAUGUGCCAGCAAACAAUGAACCAUUGGCUGCAUCUUAUUUCCCAAGUAUACUCGCAGAACUGGGUGGAUUUGUUGAUCAGAUUGAUAGCAGGACAAGGCAGUCGGAGGCAAGGGCAGCUCUGGCAAAGUUUGAUGCCAAAUCCAAGAAAGCGUCAAGCUAUAUGAACACGGGGCAACUGAUGUUACAGAAUGCACACCAGGAAGUUAUACAAAAUCUGCGGGCAAUUUUGCAGGACAAGGCACAUGGCAACAUUGGUCAAGAUCAUCAUCAUCAACCCAACACUUCUGAUACAGCUCAAGCCAAUGAUGUCAGCAUGCAUGGUAGCCAUAAUGGUCAUAACAUGGGAUCUGAACAUGUAUUUGACAAAGAGGUUCCAUCUGAAACAAGGGAAAAUGAGUUGCAUUCUGGUGGCCACCCUAAUCAGGAUAAGCCUUUGCAGUUUGCACAAAACGGGGCACGAGAACCAGAUCUGCCAAACCAUGCAACUCUGCACCAUACCCAUGAUGAAACUUUCCCUCAGACUGAUAAUGUACAUUGUGAUAAGGACAUGGAAGGUGAACCUUCACUAGUUUCCUCUCAAGUCUGACUAGUGAUCAUGUACUACCUCCUGACGUGGCUGAAGGAGACACAACAGCAGCCUUGCCAAUUACUACUCAAGCCGGUGAUGUUUAUAUGCAUGAUACUCACACUGGGCACAAUAUGGGAUUUGAACAUGAGUUUGACAUGCCAAUUCAAUUAGAAACAAGGGCAAAUGAAUUGCAUUCUGGUGACCACACCAACCAAGACAUCAACCACGCCACACCUAUGCAGUUGGAACAACACAUGGCCCUAGAAUCAGGGAUUCCAAUCCCUGUAGCGUAGCACAAUAGCAAUGACGAUAGUUUCCCUCGUUCUGAUAAUCACAAUAUACAGGAUGAUAAGGAAAUUGAAGACGAACCUUCACCUAUCUGUUCUCAGGUUCCCAUAAAUGUAACCAUUGAUCAACUCAUGCCUCCUAUUGCAGCUGAAGGAGCUACUGGCCCAGACAUUGCUGGCAUUGCAGGAAGCCAUCAUAAUGCUGAUGCUGCAACCUCAAACUACAGUGUGACUAUACGAACACCAGGUGUUGUUUUGGACACCGACGAUACAGAACCAUAUCAG